Tarenaya hassleriana is the source of this 2515-nucleotide messenger RNA. RefSeq names its product telomere repeat-binding protein 2-like. Bases 474 to 2345 code for a protein of 623 amino acids. The transcript has 11 exons. The record is from RefSeq and is a predicted model, not a curated record. NCBI's taxonomy places the organism in Eukaryota, Viridiplantae, Streptophyta, Magnoliopsida, Brassicales, Cleomaceae. Gene Ontology annotation, molecular function: protein binding.
AACGGGUUUGCUUAAUCUUUUGAGUCUCGUCCAUUUUUCCUCGAUUUUGUGGGUUUCUUGCUAUAUAACCACAAUUCCGUUUUCGAUGAAGUCCGACCUGAGGGUUUGAACUGCGUGAUCUGUUUUCCUGCGAUUUCCUUUGGUCCCUAGACCGAUGCUUUUUGUCUAGAGCUCAAUCUGAUUUACAUCUCUGUCUGGUUUUUGGGAUUUUCCUGUGACCAAAUUGUCAGGAAAACGUUUUGGGCUCUCGAUUUUCUGGUCGUCUAUUCAUUAGGGUUUUACUGUGGUUUAAGCUAAAUUUCUGUGGCCUGGAGGGAGGUUGCUUGAAACUUCUUUUUAUAUCUGAUUCGGGAUAAAAACAUAAUGCAUUCGAGCAUACAUAGAUAACAUAUGAGAAAUGGUGGAGAUUCGUCCCCUUUUUAUGUUCAUCUUCGUGUUCCUUCGUUGGCUGCCUUUUGCUUGCUUGCUUCUAAAUGUACAGUAAUCGGAUCGACUGCUUCAUUGGAGUUGGCAAUAUCGGUGGUAUGCAUCUAUCGCAUAAGAGGUUAGAAUUUGGAGACAAUGGCUACCAGUUGCCUGCGAAUGCCCGAGCACGCAGAUCUGCUCGGAAGAAGCGCUGCUUCAAGAAGAACAAUGGAGAUGACGAUAGAAUGGGUGCGUUCGACUUAUUGGCGACUGUAGCUGGAUCGUUGCUGCUUGAGAAAGGGAGUUCCCAACCCGCUCGCUAUGACCCUAUCCAUUUGAGCGAAGAUAAGAGUGUAGCUGUACAAAAUACUGUAAGGGAUGAAUUUCUCGACGAAGAGAAGCCCCUAAAGGCAGAAACUUUCUGUGGAGACAAUCAUUCUAAAGGAUCCUCGGGCCACUGCCAUGGUCUCCAUUGUGGAACCGGCACCAUUAUGAGAAAUCCCGGUGACUCCUUGAUGAGUGAAAAACUCGAGAAUGUGGUCGAGGGAUUUGGUAACCCGGGUCAAACUGAUUCAUGUAAAGUUGGAAACUUUGAUCAGGGAUUUAAAGCAGGUAUUGAUGGUGAUGCAGCAGUAGUUCUGGAGGCAAAACCUGAUGUUGUAGUUAGUUUAGGAUGUAAUAACAGUAGUAGUAGAGCCGAGCUGCCAGCAUGUGGGAAAGAUGCUUCCCAUGGCUCUCGGGAUGUUGUAAAUUUAGUUAGUAGCGAUGAUGAUGAAAACUUCUUAGCGUUCAGUCACUGCAGUAGGAGUAGGCAGGUGCCACGUAUUGGAGACAGAAGAAUUAGGAAGAUAUGGGCUACGAGACAUCGGAAAGGAGGACUGAAAAAUGCAGAUGUGAAGCCAUGGUAUUCUGCAAAGAGAAAUUAUUGCUUGCACCAUCAGAGGAAUUAUCCCAUCAAGAAAAGGAAAUUCUUUGACAACAUUUCUGAAUUGAAUUCUGAUGAUUAUCAUUUGCCCCCGAAGAUGGGUAGAGGAAGCAGAACAAUUUUUUCAAUGAAAUGUCGGAAUGGGUCGUAUGUUUCGAGGGACCCUCAUGUGAGAUUGCGGAUCAAGUCUUUCAGGGUUCCCGAGCUUUUCAUAGAGAUUCCAGAGACUGCUACAGUUGGAUCCCUGAAGAGAAUGGUAAUGGAGGCAGUGACCACUUUACUGGGUGGUGGACUCCGAGUUGGUCUGAUGCUUCAGGGAAAGAAACUCCGAGAUGAUAGCAAAACCCUUCUUCAGACCGGAAUCUCUCAGGACAAUACCCACUUAGACUCUAUGGGUUUUUGCCUUGAACCGAGCUCAGAAGCCGGACCUAUACCCUGCGACACACCUAAGCCUUUAACCAGGUACCCACCAGUGGACAUUAUGCAUGCCUGUGAUGAUCUCCCUAUCUGCCGUGCUGCUGACUUGAGCCAUGUGUUGGAAUCUGACCAUGACUCGGCUCCAUCCCCUGAUGUUUCAUAUGGUGAAAAAAACAGAACAGAUGAUUCGAGAGCAUUGUUUCCUAUGGAAGCAGCGGUUUUGGCUUCAAGAGAGCUAACCAAGUUGGCAGCUCGACCUCCAGACCGUAAAUCUAAAAGACCUGAGCAGCAGCAGGCUGCACAGCGCAGAAUCCGUCGACCUUUCUCAGUUGGUGAAGUAGAAGCAUUGGUUCAGGCCGUUGAGAAACUCGGAACCGGAAGGUGGAGAGACAUCAAGCGCCAUGCUUUUGAGGGCGCAGACCAUCGAACAUAUGUCGAUCUAAAGGAUAAAUGGAAAACGCUGGUGCACACGGCGAGGAUAGCGCCUCAACAGCGACGGGGAGAACCCGUGCCGCAUGAGCUUCUGGACCGCGUCCUGACUGCUCAUUCGUUCUGGUCGCAGUCCCAGCCGCCAGCGGAGAGGCUCUUGCUACUGUAAGUCCUUGCAGGCAGGUCCUCUUGUGUAAUUACUCUGAUGAUGAUCCUCUGUACAAAUUCUAACACUGGGACUUCUAUUGCCGUUUUGUAUCUAUCAUUUUUAUUUGAAUUUGAAUUUGGGAGGUAAUGUAUUAUAUGUUCUCUUAAGUAUGAAAAAAAAAAUGUAACCAA